Histoplasma mississippiense is the source of this 792-nucleotide messenger RNA. RefSeq lists its product as hypothetical. Gene Ontology annotation, cellular component: mitotic spindle pole body; half bridge of spindle pole body. The record is from RefSeq and is a predicted model, not a curated record. Gene Ontology annotation, biological process: spindle pole body duplication. The transcript has 2 exons. Bases 1 to 792 code for a protein of 263 amino acids. Lineage: Eukaryota; Fungi; Ascomycota; Eurotiomycetes; Onygenales; Ajellomycetaceae. Gene Ontology annotation, molecular function: microtubule binding; calcium ion binding.
AUGGCCUCGUCUUCCGCACAUCCUUCGUUCCCGCCGCGCUCAUCCUACGUUGGUGGGAAACUACCCGACAGAUCUGCUUUGAACAAUAACCACCUCGCAUUUGGAGCUUCAGUUCUCUCACGACGGGAUCGGGGAGACUUUGCGGGAGGGGAUGGCGGGCUGGCGAAAUCAGCGCCCGCCCCGCCAGCACAUGCACAACAAAACCCGCACCAACAUCAACAACCCCAUAACAACCCGCUCAACGACUUGACGGAAGAACAAAGGGAAGAAAUCAACGAAGCUUUCACCCUCUUCGACCUAGACCGUGACCGCCAUCUAGACUACCAUGAGCUCCGCGUCGCCCUCCGCGCACUGGGCUUCACCCUCUCCAAACCUGACCUCAUCUCUCUCUUAACAACCUACGGUGUCCCUCGCAAUGCGCCACAAUCAUCGCAAGCACCGCCAUCGCAACAACAGCAGCGGGCGGCCGCGGCCGCGGGGCAGCGUGGAGCCAACCAGCCAGAACAGCCCCCGCAUCCAUCCAGUCUCCUCAUGCCCCUUUCUGCUUUCCAGACAAUCACUGCGCGCAAGAUCCUGGAGCGUGACCCGCGCGAGGAGAUUCUCAGAGCCUUCGAGCUGUUUGAUGAAGGGGGAAAGGGGUUUAUUGAUCUGGAGGACUUGAGGCGCGUGGCGAGGGAGCUGGGGGAGACGGGCUUGGAGGAAGAGGAGCUGAGGGCUAUGAUUGAGGAGUUUGAUUUGGAAGGAGUUGGAGGGGUGACGAGGGAGGGGUUUGUGGGGAUUUGUUUGCAGUGA